AUGCUGCGCAUCGCGGAUCUCUUGAAUAACAUCGGCGAGGAUGACACCCAGCGGGCCGACGCCACACAGGUGAAAUUGGGUAGGUCUGUCUCCGCUCCCGAGCGUGGAACGGGAGUUGACGCAGACCACGAGGCUGCAAUGGCCAUGAUGUCCAUGGUUGAUGACGACGAGCACGCUGCGUCCUGUCCGGAAGACAAGCAGUCACCACGUUGCACGCAGACCACUCGGUUGCGAUCGUUUUCGAGAGUCCAGGAUAAGGCAGCGAUGAAGCGGUCACCACGCAGACUCUCGCCCUACAGCUCGCAGCAGCUCAUGACCAUCAGGAACAUUGUCAACCCGGGCGAGCCCACGGAGGCUAGUGGCGCCUCGCUCGACAAAACUGCUGCAGUCGGCAAGAAACGAAGCACGCGCUCGCUGUUUCCGGAGCUCUCGGAGUCCGAGCGUCGUGCCAAGCAGAGACUUAUCGUGAAGCGCUGCUAUUACAAGAAGAUCAACACGAUCAAGUCUCUACGUGACGAGGCCAGCACCUUGGAACAUCAAUUCCGCUCGGCUCUGCGUACGAUGCAGCAGGAGGACGAGGCUGCCAGGGCCGCCGGUCGAGGAGACGACGUCAAGCUGCGCGAGAUGUUCCUCGACACGCUGACAACCAAGGAGACGCUGCGCGAGGAGAACGUCCGCCUGCGCCGUCUCGCUGACGAGUACUACAUGAAGAACCAGGGGCGUCUUCGCCAGCUGCUGGACUCGAACCACAAGGGCUUGAUCCUCUUCACCGCCGCUGUCAAUGACGACUGA
Messenger RNA from Phytophthora nicotianae INRA-310, 792 nucleotides. RefSeq lists its product as hypothetical. The record is from RefSeq and is a predicted model, not a curated record. NCBI's taxonomy places the organism in Eukaryota, Oomycota, Peronosporomycetes, Peronosporales, Peronosporaceae. The transcript is spliced from 3 exons. Bases 1 to 792 code for a protein of 263 amino acids.